CCACGUCGCUAUAACAGUGUGUUCACAGUGUGAAACAGACGUGUUACGUUCCUCACAGUUUUUAAAUUAAAUAACAUUUUUACAAUGAAGAACGUUAAAGUAACGUAUUUCGAUAUUGAGGGCGUCGCUGAGGCGAUCCGCUGGCUCCUGGCCUAUGGUGGUCAGGAAUUUGAAGACGUCCGCGUUGGCUUCGCGGACUGGCCAGCUUUCAAGCCAAAAACGCCACAUGGUGUUAUGCCCCUGCUGGAAUUUGACGGCAAAGUGUACGGUCAGAGUUUUGCUAUCUGUCGUUACCUCGGCAAGAAAUACGGCCUUGCCGGUAAGACCCUGGAGGAAGACCUAGUUAUCGAUCAAAAUACCGAUUUCUACGCAGAUGUCCGUUUAAAGGGAAUUCAGUCGUUCUGGGAACCUGAUGCAAGUGUAAAGGCGGUGAAACAAGAGGCUCUCGUGAAGACCGUGUACCCAGAACUACUGCCAAAGUUGGAGAAAAUCAUUAAAGAAAACAACGGUCACAUGGCCCUCGGCAGAUUGACUUGGGCUGAUUUUGUGUUCGCUGGAUUUUAUGAGUUCUUCAAACAACAAUCACUGAUUCCGGAUAUGGACGAGAAAUACCCAAGCUUCAAAAAGUUGAGGGAAACCGUUUUGAACGUGCCCGCAGUCAAAAAGUACUUGGAAUCAAAGUCGAAAUAAAUGUAGUGUUAUUAUAAGUUUGUUACUUUGUUGU
This is a messenger RNA of Papilio machaon (common yellow swallowtail), 724 nucleotides long. RefSeq names its product glutathione S-transferase 2-like. The transcript has 5 exons. Lineage: Eukaryota; Metazoa; Arthropoda; Insecta; Lepidoptera; Papilionidae. Gene Ontology annotation, biological process: glutathione metabolic process. Gene Ontology annotation, molecular function: glutathione transferase activity. The coding region runs from base 85 to 690 and encodes 201 amino acids. The record is from RefSeq and is a predicted model, not a curated record.